This is a messenger RNA of Lasiosphaeria miniovina, 1014 nucleotides long. RefSeq lists its product as uncharacterized. Gene Ontology annotation, biological process: response to oxidative stress. NCBI's taxonomy places the organism in Eukaryota, Fungi, Ascomycota, Sordariomycetes, Sordariales, Lasiosphaeriaceae. The transcript has 3 exons. The record is from RefSeq and is a predicted model, not a curated record. The coding region runs from base 1 to 1014 and encodes 337 amino acids. Gene Ontology annotation, cellular component: nucleus.
AUGAGCUCCUACUCGUCGCAACAGGACAACCGUCUUCGUCCUCGUAAUACCGAAUACAACUCGUCGCCUACACAUUCACCAGGCGUAGUUACGCCAACAGGAGCCUCCGCUAGUUCUUCGGCUUUCUUACCAUCAUCGGUAUCUAGCCUCUGGGGUGGUCUCGUCCGCCGGUUUUCGUCGGACACCGCCUCUCCGUCAACAUCACCCAAUUUCAACUCGUCCUUCCAUAAUUCCCAGACGUAUCCCACCGGUGGUGGAAACCUCCACAGCAACGGCCUAGACGGCAUAUAUACUCCGCCGCACACGUAUCGGACCGCGUCGCCAAUGCGACCCCCGCCGCUCGAGCCACUGCGGCUCAAUGGCUUUUCGGAUGACACGACGCCAGAGGCCAGGCUACUGACCACGGCCAUUGCGGAAGAAGUUCGCAUCAUGGUGCCUACACGUCUAAGUAUUGGGGAUGAAUGGAACCUGGUGUAUAGUCUUGAUCAGGACGGCGCCAGCUUAGCCACGCUCUACGAAAAGUGCGCUGCAUACCAGGGGAGGCGAGUAGGCUUUGUACUGGUGGUUAAAGAUUGCGAGGGCGGGAUUUUUGGCGCGUACCUUUCCGACUACCCACACCCAGCCCCAAGCUACUUUGGAACCGGAGAGUGCUUCCUCUGGCGGGCCUCCGUUCUAGCAUCCCUUCCGCCUCCCCCUUCUACCGAUACCUCUCACCUGACCGCGCGCACUACAACUAUUGCCGCGGCCCCAUCCUUAGGUCUAUAUAGCUCGCUGUCAAUCCGCUUCAAGGCCUUCCCUUAUAGCGGCGUCAAUGAGUAUUACAUACUUUGCGAAUCCCAUUUUUUGAGUGUCGGUGCCGGUGACGGCAAGUAUGGGUUAUGGCUUGAUGGCAGCCUCGAAAGGGGCAGGAGCUCGAUGUGCCCAACAUUUGGCAACGAGCGGCUGAGUGACGAAGGCGAAAAGUUUGGGGUCCUUGGUGUCGAGAUGUGGGUGAUUGGUGCAGGCGGCCGUUGA